AUGUUCAUUGCCCGCUCAGAAUACGACCGUGGAAUCAACACCUUCUCUCCGGAGGGGCGUUUGUUCCAGGUCGAAUACUCUCUCGAAGCUAUCAAGCUGGGUUCAACAGCGAUCGGUGUCGCCACCUCUGAAGGUGUCAUCCUAGGUGUCGAGAAGCGUGUCACCUCCAGCCUCCUCGAGGCCUCCUCCGUCGAGAAGAUCGUUGAGAUCGACCAACACAUUGGCUGUGCCAUGUCCGGUCUGCAGGCAGAUGCCCGGUCCCUGGUCGAGCACGCCCGUGUCGAAUGCCAGAACCAUGCCUUCCACUACGCCGAGCCGUUGAGAGUCGAGAGCUGCACCCAGGCCAUCUGUGACCUGGCCCUGCGAUUCGGAGAGACGGGAGACGACGAGGAGAGCGUCAUGAGUCGGCCUUUUGGUGUUGCUUUGCUGCUUGCUGGUAUUGAUGAGGAUGGUCCGCAACUAUACCACGCGGAGCCGUCCGGAACGUUCUACCGAUACGAUGCGAAGGCUAUCGGGUCCGGAAGCGAGGGUGCGCAGGCGGAGCUGCAGAAUGAAUACCAUCGUUCCUUGACGCUGGGUGAGGCAGAGACUCUGGUUCUCAAGACGCUGAAGCAGGUCAUGGAGGAGAAGCUGGACGCGAAGAACGUUCAGCUCGCUAGUGUGACUAAGGAGAAGGGCUUCCGUAUUUACGAUGAUGAGGAGAUGGGUCGGGCUGUUGCGCAGCUGGGCAGCAACCAAUAA
Messenger RNA from Aspergillus luchuensis, 741 nucleotides. It is a transcript of the gene pup2, whose product is annotated as proteasome core particle subunit alpha 5. NCBI's taxonomy places the organism in Eukaryota, Fungi, Ascomycota, Eurotiomycetes, Eurotiales, Aspergillaceae. The record is from RefSeq and is a predicted model, not a curated record. Gene Ontology annotation, cellular component: proteasome core complex, alpha-subunit complex; proteasome core complex; nucleus. Gene Ontology annotation, biological process: proteasome-mediated ubiquitin-dependent protein catabolic process. The transcript is spliced from 5 exons. Bases 1 to 741 code for a protein of 246 amino acids.